CCUUUCAGCUGUGAUUUGUGCUUUCGGACGCGCGCACAAAAAUGCAGUAAUUACUAAAUCUGGUAUAUCCCGAACUAAACCUCCUUCGCCCUCUCGCUCGAGCUGUGAAGUGUUUAAUAUAAGUUCGUGGCAGUCAAAGUUAGUUUUCCCGGAGCGCUCCUGCAGUCGGUGUCUGUGCGCGCACACUGAUCCGGCGCGCGCUGAACGCUCCUUCUCCGUCCUGUCAAUGAAGCUCUCCACGAGCAGAUCCGCGUGUUUAUUUAAUCCACGUUCCCCGCAGUUAGUGCUCGCGCGUCCUGGCUCGGAUCGCUGAAGCCGCGCGCCGGAAGGACACUUGGAGAGACUUUGCUCGCGAUCUGCGCGUCCGCUUCAGCUCGUGGCACAAUGUUGCUCUGAUCCACAGGGGCUUUUUCAUGCAGUUGGGUCUCGCUCGUGCCGUGGGUCCGUGCGUGUGCGCGCGCACGUGUAGCUCAGACACGCUCCUCCCGAUCGGGUGUUUUCUCAUCGCGACCCGUUUCCAUGUUUUUAGGUUUAUGUGAUAUUUCUAAAAAUGCAUCAUCAUCAUCACCAGAGAAGGUCCGCGUUAGGGACGGAUAAAGAGCUGAGUGAUCUGCUGGAUUUCAGCGCGAUGCGAAACAGCGAUUUGAAAAUGUUCCCCACAUCAAUGAUGUUUUCUCCUCCUGUCAGCAGCGGGAAGAACGGACCGACGUCUCUGGGAAGCGGACAUUUCUCCGGCUCAAGUAUGUCGAAUGCAACCCAACCUUGUGUUUUUGCCAGGGGUCGUUUUGUGCAACGGCCCGCUGGGUAAUUAUAAGCUUGGUUUAAAAAUGCAAUGUGUGUGUGUGUGUGAGUGUGAGGAUGCUCUUUUAAAACACGACCUGCUAACUUCAGGUGUGUGUGUGUGUGUGUGUGUGUGUGUGUGUGACAUGCACAGUUCACAGGCUGUGGGAAUUUUGCGUUGUGAUGUGAGUUUGAUUGUUGUGGCAGAUGUUAGCGUUCGGCUUGUUUUCCGCACAAACACACUCGUGCAUAAUCUGUGCAAUAUGGACGCCGCACCUGCAGGCUCUCCUACGUGGAGAUUUGUAUUCUCAAAGUGUGCUUUUUUAAUAAAACGUGACAUUUUAUUGCAUUGCGGGUUGUAAUGUGAUUUGCUUUGGAGCAACACUUGGGUUGCACGCGAGAGCUGAUUGUAAUUCCUCCUCUGAUGAAUGUUUCCUGCGGUGAAGGCUGCAAAUAAAUAAAUCAGUACAGCCACAAACAACUAACGACCUUGACCCUGGAGGUGCGUUCAGGAAGUUACCCGCUCCGUGCAUGCUUUUGGAGCAUGCAUUUGUGUUCAGAUGCAUUGCAGUCGUGAUCCCAAUGCUCCAGAUGGAGGGCAGAGACAGCGGUCUGUAGUCGAGGCCUUCGGGUUUUCAAUGCAUGCUAUUGUUUCUUCAGACUUGAGUGUUGUUUAGGGUUUGAGCAUUUGCAUGCCGUCCCCCUUCCCCCUUCCUUUGCCCCUCGGUUCCUGUGCUUUUCCCUGAAUUGUGUCGCAGUUUUGUGCUGUUGGAAAGUCGGGCAGGAGGAUGGAGGGGGGUCUGCAAACUACAGCUAGUCUGUUGCCAUGCAACUUAUCUUGGAAGUACUGGGAAAAAUGUGAAUCGUUGAGAAAAGUGAAGGGUGGGAGACGGCAUAUUAAAUAAAUAACACACACGUGUGGGCACGCUGCUAUAUUAGCGUAUUAUGUAUCCGUUUUAAGCCUGUGUCUCGUGCCAGUCUUGGUGUUUUAGCGCGGUGUACAUUUGUUCUGCUAACAACCGUAGCUUAUUAAACCAUGUUGAAAAGU
Molecule: messenger RNA, 1828 nt
Organism: Carassius auratus (goldfish)
Lineage: Eukaryota; Metazoa; Chordata; Actinopteri; Cypriniformes; Cyprinidae
Product: transcription factor 4-like
Exons: 3
Coding region: 551-808 (85 amino acids)
Source: RefSeq, a predicted model, not a curated record